GCCGCUCGGAACGGCGGACGGACACGGAGCAGCCGGACAAAGUUUAAAGAUUUAAUUAUUUAAAUUAAAUCAUUUAAUUAACAGCAGAGAGACAACAGACACGUGAUUUACCCGCGAAGGACCGAGAAGACACGGCGACAGCCAACAUGGCGGACACACGCUGUGCUGUGUGUGUCACAGAUGAGCGUCUGACCGCAGAGCAGAUGGAUGAACAGAGGAUCCAGAACGUGGCCUAUCAGUACCUCUGCAGACUGGAGGAGGCCAAGAGGUGGAUGGAGGCAUGUCUGGGGGAGGAUCUUCCUACUCCCACAGAGCUGGAGGAGGCGCUGAGGAACGGAGUCAUUCUCGCCAAACUGGGUCAUCGAUUUGCUCCGAACGCUGUCGCUCUGAAGAAGAUCUAUGACCCCGAGCAGCUCCGAUACCAGGCCGUGGGUCUGCAGUUCCGUCACACUGACAACAUCAACCACUGGAGGAACGCCAUGACAGCGCUCGGACUGCCAACGAUCUUCCACCCAGAAACUACAGACGUGUACGACAAGAAGAACAUGCCAAGAGCUGUUUACUGUAUCCACGCACUCAGCCUGUACCUGUUCAGACGAGGUCUGGCUCCUCAGAUUCACGACCUUUAUGGAAAAGUCAAGUUCACAGAGGAGGAGAUCACUAACAUGAAGAUGGAGUUGGAUAAGUACGGGAUCCAGAUGCCGGCGUUCAGUAAGAUUGGAGGGAUUCUGGCAAAUGAGCUUUCAGUGGACGAGGCUGCAGUCCAUGCAGCAGUGAUCGCCAUCAAUGAGGCGCUGGACCGGGGUCAGGUGGAGGUGCUGGCGGCGGCUCUGAGGAAUCCAAAUGCUCUGCUCAGUGACCUGCAGGAGGCGCUGAUGGGCGUCUACCAGGAGGUACUGCGUCGGGCCAAGAGAAGGAAGGAAGAGCAGCCGGCCAAUCAGUGUGAAGGUCUGGAGGACAAAGACAUGUACGAAGAGUUUCUGACUCAGAGAGAAAUCCAGAACAACAUCAACAUGGUCAACAUCCGGUCGGCAGUGGAGCGGGUCGACGAGGCUCUGGACUCUGCAGAUGAACUGUCUCUGCUCUCGGCUCUGCAGCUGCCAUGUUUGAACCUCAGAGGCCUUCACACAGAGAAUGGACCGUGGUACCAGGACCAGCUGACAGCAGACCGCCAGCAGAAGGCCCUGGAUGUGGGCUGUGUCGACCCGCUGAAGCCUGACGAGCUGCAGGAAGCUGUGACCAUCGCAAACCAGGACGCUCACAGAGACAGAGCCAUCCAUGCAGCAGUCCAGAGUGUGAAUGCCUGUCUGCGUCUCAGUGACCACAGACAGACGGUCACCUGUCUGAUGACCUCUGACCUCCAGCUUCCUGAAGUAUUUCCAUUUGCUGCGACGCUUUACCACCGCGAGCUGCAGCUGCUGCAGAGGCAGAGCCCACAGGGGGAGCUGCAGCAGGAGGAGCUGUUUGUUGCCGUGGAGAUGCUGUCAGCUGUCGCGCUCAUCAAUCAAGCGCUCGGGGUCGGACAUCUGCAACUGUUCAGCUCCUCACUGGUCAGUCAGUCUGCAGGGCUCUCUGAUGUUGACCACACCCUGCUGGACAGGUACUUCAGGUGUCUGGUUGGUUUGAAGCAGCAGGCGGGAAAAGAUCUGCUGACCUGGAACCAGCUGCAGGAGGGAAUCAACUCUGUGAACGCUGAAGUACAGGAUGAGCACCAGCAGCUCCUGGCAGUGGGCGGAGUUAAUGCGGCGGUGCUCCGAGGCGACCGUCACCAGCUGCUGUCUGCUCUGCGGCUGCCCUGCUGCUCCGUGGACGAGGUCAUACCUGCGAACAGCUGCAGGUACCUGACACUGCUGACCAGAGCCAGGCAGCACAAAGCUCAGGUAAGCAGAGACCCAGGAGCUGAGCUGUGGUUGGCUGACAUCCAGGGAGCGGUGAGGAGAGCCAAUCAGGAGAGUCAGAUAGCUCUGAAGUUGUGUCUGUCUGUAGCUGCAGUGAAUCAGGCUGUGAAGGAGAACCGGGUCAAACAGACUCUACGGGUUCUGAGUUUACCUGAAAUCCAGCUGCACGGACUGAUGCCUACCUGUGCUGCUGACUACCAGAGAGAACUCCUCCGUCUGAUUACAGACAGGAUGGACACAGGUGACAACAGGAGUCCGUGGGUUCGAGUCCGGCUGGACGAUGGGUCAUUUUACUUCUUCCACCUGAACAGACUGGAGGGCACCUGGGAGAAACCCAACAGCUUUGUACACAACAGUGUGUUCCUUGACCGACACCAGAUACAGGAGGUGGUCAGCAGUGUUUCAGGCUCGUACAGUCGCAGCGUCCUCUGGAGGAGCAGUGAAGCCCUCAUCGUUGGCCUGCAGGCCGUCAGUCGAGGGUUCCUGAUUAGACAGAAGCUGGAGGCCCGACGACGUUACCUGGUCAGUCAGACACCUGCUGUCAUCAUCAUCCAGUCUCACUGGAGAAGGUUUGUUCAGCAGAGGGCGUACAGACGUCGGCUGCAGCUUCUCUACAUGAACUGGAGAGCCGUUGUCAAGAUCCAGUCGUUUGUCAAGAUGUGGUUAACAAGGAGGAAAUAUCAAGCUCGACUGAGUUUCUUCAGACGUCACGUGGGCGCUGUCAUAAAGAUUCAGGCCUUCUUCAGAGCCAACAGGGCUCGAGAUGAGUACAGGAUGUUGGUGCACUCGACCACGCCCCCCCUGUCUGUGGUCAGGAAGUUCGUUCACCUGCUUGACCUGGGUGACAGUGACAUCAGAGAGGAGGCGGAGCUGCUACGUCAAAGGGAGGAGGUGGUGAGGAAUAUCCGCUUCAACAGACAGCUGGAGGCAGACCUCGACCUGAUGGACCUGAAGAUUGGCCUGCUGGUCCGAAACAGAGCCACACUGCAGGAAGUGGUUUCUCACUGUAAGAAACUAACAAAGAAGAACAAGGAGCAGCUGUCGGACAUGAUGGACGUGGGAAGGAGUAAAGGACUAAAGGCUCUGAGCAGAGAGAGGAGAGAGAGACUGGAAGCCUACCAACACCUGUUCUACCUGCUGCAGACUCAGCCUCUGUACCUGGCUCAGCUGAUCUUCCUGAUGCCUCAGAGUCGCUCCACCUCCUUCUUGGAGAUGUUGGUGUUCAGUCUGUUCAACUACGGCUCCGACCGCAGGGAGGCCUUCCUGCUGCUGCAGCUGUUCACUGAGGCGCUGCGAUACGAGAUAAGGCUGAAGGUGGAGCAGCCUCAGGAUGUGGUCACAGGUAACCCCACUGUCAUCAAGAUGUUGGUGAACUUUUACCGUCACGCUCGUGGUCAGAACGCCCUGCGGGAGUCUCUGGGUCCGGCUCUGCAGGACGUCCUGUUGGACCGAACUCUGAGCAUCAGGACCGACCCAGUGGACGUCUACAAAACCUGGAUCAACCAGACUGAGACCCAGACGGGACACAAGAGCUCGCUGCCGUACGAGGUCUCACCUGCAGACGCUCUGAGUCACCCUGAAGUCCAGAGACGCAUCGACAUCGCCAUCAUCAACCUGAAGAACCUGACGGACCGUGUCCUCAAGGCCAUCACCUCCAACCUCCACAAACUACCGUAUGGGUUGCGUUACACGGCGAAGGUUCUCCGAGACACUCUGAAGACAAAGUUCCCUGAAGCCAGCGAGGACGAACUGUACAAGAUUGUCGGUAACCUCGUCUACUAUCGCUACAUGAACCCGGCCGUCGUGGCUCCAGACGGGUUCGAUGUAGUGGAUCGGUCUGCCGGCUCCGCUCUGCAGCCAGAGCAGCGUCACAUCCUGGGCUCCAUCGCCCGCAUGCUGCAGCACGCCGCUGCCAACAAACACUUCCACGGAGACGGAUACCAUGUGACUGCCCUCAACCAGUACAUCAGCCAGACCCACAACAAGUUCAGGAAGUUCCUGAUGUGUGUUUGUGACGUUCCUGAACCCGAGGACCGGUUCAACGUGGACGAGUACUCGGAGCUGCUCAUCGUCAACAAACCCGUUGUCUACAUCUCCGUCAGCGAGCUGCUCAACACACACCAGUUGUUGUUGGAGCAUCAGGAGGUUUUAUGCCCCGACCUGUCAGAUCCUCUGAGUCUGCUGCUGAAGGACCUCGGAUCAGUCCCAACCCUGCAGGAGCUCAUUGGAGAGUCUUUAUCACCAGAUCCAGGAUCAGAGUCCGGUCCGUCUCAGAGGAUGGAGGUCUCUCUGACGCUCACCAACAAGUUUGAUGUCUUCAACGAGGCUGACGACAAACAGGAUAGCAGAGCGCUGCUGCUCAGCACGAAGCAGCUGAUCAUCGAUGUCAUCAGGACACAGUCAAGUGACUCUCUGAGCGACCUCCUGAGAGCAUCAGCAUCACAUGACCAGGAAGUGUGUCAUGAUUGGCUGAUGCAGCGCCGCGCUCGGCAGGAUGCUCGAACACCUGAGAAGAUGAAGAGGAACCAGUCGCUGGUCGCCAAUGGCAACCUGAGCUUGGAGGAGAAGAAGAGGAAGAUCCUGAGGAGUCUUCGUCGUCUGGAGGGCCUUGGAGUUCUGGUUCCACCGCAGACCGAGAACCAGAUCCUGCAGAUGAUCGCCAAGGACAUCCGUCAGCAGCGUCUGCACCGCCAGCGCCGGGGGGCGGAGCUUCAGAAGCUCCAUCAGACUCUCAGCAGCCUGCAGGUGAAGAGCACCUUCCACAGCGAACAGGUGGACUACUAUAGACAUUACAUCACUUCCUGUCUGGACAACCUGACCGCCAACAGUAAAUUGACCAAUAAGAAGGCAGCAGAGAGCAAAGGGAAGAAAAAGCUUCCUGUUCUGAGUUACAGCGCCGCCCGGCUGCAGGAGAAGGGAGUUCUGUUAGAGAUCCAAGACCUGCCCGCUACACAGUUUAAGAACGUCGUGUUCGACAUCGUUCCCGGACCAGAGAGAGGAAGCUUCAACGUCAAAGCUCGUUUCCUUGGAGUCCAGAUGGAAGAGUUCCUGCUCAAGUACCAGGAUCUGCUGCAGCUGCAGUAUGAGGGCGUGGCCGUGAUGAAGAUGUUUGAUAAAGCAAAGGUCAACGUCAACCUGCUCAUCUUCCUCCUCAACAAGAAGUUCUUCAAGAAAUGAACCAAGUGAUGCUCUUACCUUCAACUCCCAUCUCUGAUUAUAUAGAAUGAAGCAUCGUCUCUACUCUCCUAUCUCUGAUUAUAUAUGUCACUACAUUAUAUAUUUUAUACUUGACUACGCCUGUCUUUAUAUUUAACAGUGUGAAGUAUCUAUACUUUACUCCCAUCUCUGUUUAUACGUCUUACUGCAUUGUGUUUAAAUUAUAUCGUACAGAGUGAAGCAUCGUCUCUACAAUCCUAUCUCUGAUCAUGUUACUACAUUAUAUAUUUUAUAUUUCAGCUCUAAACUCCGGUCUGUAUGUUAUCCUUCAGACAUGUUGGUUGACUGGUUGGUUGGUUGACUGGUUGUUUAUUUUGUUGACUGGUUGUUGGAUUGGUUGGUUCAAAGCUCGUCAGUCACAUAAGCUUUAUUAACAUGAAUGAUGUCAUAACAUUUUAAAGUUGUUAGGUCGUGUUUAAAGGUCAGAUUUAUUGUUCAACGUGAAUCAUCUUCACUUCACUCCUAUCUUUUAUUGUAUGCGUUAUAUAUUUUAUACUUCACCUACCUGUAUUUUAAAAGUGAAGUGUUGUCUCCAUACUCCUAUCUGUUUUUAUGUCACUACAUUAUUUGUGAUCAGCUGUUGUGACUAUCAAUAAUCAAUACCUGUAAAUAUUUUCCUCUUUUUGAACUUCUGAACAAACUUUUACUUCAAUAAACAUCUGAACGAUUUGAGCUAA
Messenger RNA from Larimichthys crocea (large yellow croaker), 5791 nucleotides. RefSeq names its product IQ motif containing GTPase activating protein 3 (gene iqgap3). Gene Ontology annotation, biological process: regulation of GTPase activity; mitotic actomyosin contractile ring assembly actin filament organization. Gene Ontology annotation, molecular function: GTPase activator activity; actin filament binding; calmodulin binding. Gene Ontology annotation, cellular component: cell cortex. The transcript is spliced from 38 exons. Bases 147 to 5075 code for a protein of 1642 amino acids. The record is from RefSeq and is a predicted model, not a curated record. Lineage: Eukaryota; Metazoa; Chordata; Actinopteri; Sciaenidae.